This is a messenger RNA of Cynoglossus semilaevis (tongue sole), 3594 nucleotides long. It is a transcript of the gene dyrk4, whose product is annotated as dual-specificity tyrosine-(Y)-phosphorylation regulated kinase 4. The coding region runs from base 654 to 2525 and encodes 623 amino acids. Gene Ontology annotation, biological process: peptidyl-serine phosphorylation; peptidyl-threonine phosphorylation. Gene Ontology annotation, cellular component: cytoskeleton; nucleus; cytoplasm. Lineage: Eukaryota; Metazoa; Chordata; Actinopteri; Pleuronectiformes; Cynoglossidae. The transcript is spliced from 14 exons. The record is from RefSeq and is a predicted model, not a curated record. Gene Ontology annotation, molecular function: protein serine/threonine/tyrosine kinase activity; ATP binding; protein serine/threonine kinase activity.
UUCGGUGUGAAAAGCGAGACCGUCAGGUUUGUCUCACUUGACUUGGAGGUAACGUGAUACCUGUAUCUGCUCCAGUCCACUGGGCAGUUCGACCGCGACGGGCGAGCGUCGGUGUAAACGCUCCCUCUCUCUCCCCCCUCUCUCUCCCUCUCCCUCUCUCUCUCUCUCUCUCUCACUCUGACUCUCCGAACGUCGCUGUCGGAGCGCGCAUCCGUCACACGCCGUGGUGUUCGUGCACUGACAUCGAGCGCAUCACGAAAUAACAGAUCUAUAUCUGGACACGGCCAGCUGUCAGCGGCGGAAACCUGAACAGGUGGCCGCUCCACAGUCUUAGCCGAGCGCGUCAAGACGCACGGACUCCUCAGCAGCUCGGGGCCGGCGCUAAUCUUCUGUCUGACGACAGCGUAUUUGCGCCGUGUGCGUAAAAACCAGCAGCAGCAGCAGCUUUGGAAGUGUUGGAUUUGAUCAGUCGUUGGGAUUUGAUGCCGAAGUUGGUUUUGUUGAUAGAAGUGUCUUUGCUGUGAAGCUGCUCUCACUGAGUUAUGGAAACGGACACACACAAAAAAAACCAUGUGUUUCUUUUGGAUGUUAUAACCUCAGUGUUUUGGAUUCUAUAAAACAGCUGUAGAGACUCAGCUCUGACCACUGAGAGAAUGUUGCCAGAAAUCAACAACAAGACGUCACGACCGGAGGCUUUCCCUCACCCUCACAGACUCCCAGCAGAAGGAAACAGGAUUGGAUCAAACCGUCCGUGCUCACAGAAGUUCGGCCCCAGCGUGGGCUCCCUGCCUCAGCUGGAGCCCCCGGUCGUCCAGGUGAUGGUGAGCAAUGCCAAAAACCAGCAUCAGCAGACGGACAACAUUCUGCCCCAGAUUGCCAACAAAGGGGUGCAAAACAACUUUCAGACACACUUGGAUGAGAGGCCAAAGCCCCCCCAGCAGUUUACGAUGCGCUUCGGUACAACAAUGGAUAAAAUGUCAGUCUCACGAAACAGCAGGAUUUUGGGCAACAAGCUGGAGAAGGAGAAGGUGUACGAGGGAAUGAGAUUACCCAUGACUCCCACAGAAGCGCUGAAGAACUUCCCUGAGCGUCUGACGGCGUUCGAACAAGAGGAGAUCAUGGACUACACCGAGAUCUGGUUCCUGGGUCUCGGAUCUCAGAAGAUCGAAGGUUCCCAAGGAGCGCCGCAGAACUCAGGAUAUGAUGAUGAGCACGGAAGCUACAUCAGGGUACUACAUGACCACAUUGGCUACAGGUUCGAGGUCCUUGAAGUGAUUGGGAAAGGCUCCUUCGGGCAGGUCCUAAAAUGUCUGGACCACAAAAACAACGAGCUGGUAGCCAUCAAAAUGAUACGCAAUAAGAAAAGGUUCCACCACCAGGCUUUGGUGGAGCUGAAAAUCCUGGACGUGAUUAAGAGGAAAGACAAAGACAGCCUCCACAACGUGAUCCACAUGAAGGAGUACUUCUACUUCAGGAACCACCUGUGCAUCUCCUUCGAGCUCCUCGGGGUGAACUUGUACGAGCUCAUCAAAAAAAACAACUUCCAGGGCUUCAGUCUGGCUCUCAUCCGUCGCUUCACGCACGCUCUUCUCAGAUGUUUGCAGAUGCUGCACAGAGAGAAGAUCAUCCACUGCGACCUCAAACCGGAGAACAUCCUCCUGUCUCAGAGAGGACCAGGAAACAUCAAGGUUGUGGAUUUUGGGUCCAGCUGCUACGAGCAGCAGAGAGUGUACACCUACAUCCAGAGUCGAUUCUACCGCUCCCCAGAGGUCAUCCUGGGUCACAACUACAACAUGGCUAUUGACAUGUGGAGUCUGGGCUGCAUCCUGGCUGAGCUCUACACAGGAUACCCGCUGUUUCCUGGAGAGAGCGAGGUGGAGCAGAUAGCCUGCAUUAUGGAGGUUCUUGGUAUGCCUCCAACUGACUUCAUUCAGUCAGCGUCCAGGAAGAGGUUGUUCUUUGAUUCCAAAGGGAACCCCAGAAACAUCACCAACAGCAAAGGGAAGAAGCGGCGGCCGAACUCCAAGGAGCUGUCAGAGGCUCUGAAAACCACCGACGCUCUGUUCUUGGACUUCAUCAAACGCUGCCUUGCGUGGGAUCCAACCAAGCGCAUGACUCCAGACGAGGGUUUGAACCACGCAUGGAUCCUGGAAGGAAAUUUCAACAAAGUCCGGCCAAGAACCAGACCCGUGGUGAAAAAGACCACCGACGGUUACAGCAGCGCAGACAGACAAACCAACGGGAAGUCUGCGGAGAAGGUCGGCUCGGAGAGCAGCAGUGACGACAAGCUGAAGAGAGACAGCUCAGAAACCGGGACGAACACGGCAACGUCGGAACGCCUGCGGCCGAUUGGCGCUUCGGCCGAAGAGGACGUGUGCGAAGGUGACGGAAAAGUCUCCACGGAAACCAAGCAGCAGGGAGGAGGUGAGAGGCCCGUUCACAUCAUCAUCAAACCCCAGGAGGACGUGGGCAUGGAGAGAGACGACAGCCAGGAACCGUCUCGGUGUUUGCCACCUAUCAUGUAACGUCCACUGGAACAUUUUGCAGUUGACGGACGUUCAGACUCCAUGUCCACCCCUCCCUCGACCCUCCACCUGAGGGACUGAGCUCCUGCGGGAGAGGGGGGGAGCAGGAGAAGGACUGAGACAGAGUUUAAUCUAUUUGACAUUUGACACAUUCACUCUGACUUAGUAUCUUAGGGUAGGCAUGUACAAACUAUUCCUCAACGGGGCGCUGUAGCUGCAGGUUUUUGUUCCAACCAACCGAGAGCUCACAGUUCGACCAAUCAGUUGUCUGAAGACUGAGAUCACGGGAUCAAAUGUGAUUAAACGUCAGGUGUGCUACUGCUUGGUUGGAACAAAGACCUGCAGCCACAGCGCCCCUUUGUGGAACAGUUUGGGCAAGCCUGUCUUAGGGAUUUGACUCAGACCCAACUGGAACGUUUCAGAAUGACUUAGAUUCAGACUUAAAAACCACGUGAACUGCCCCGGGAUUCAACUCAAACCUCACGUGACUUUGACCCAAACUCUUCUGUGACCUUGGACCUUGGUCCUCUUAGGUCAGACUGAAUUUGACCCCGGGCGACUUAGCUUUGACUUUCCCCUCUCUGACUCAACACUGGAGUUACACUGGGCUCGAACUCCUCCCACGACCAACUCCUCAAACAAACAGAACUUGAAGGAUUCAAGUAAUGUUUAAGGAGCCCACAGGUAAGAGGACAGUCCAAAUUGGAUGUGGCCCACAUUGAGUGGUUCAGUUCCACGUUGCAUAGACAGAAUAAUAGCAGCUGCUGGGGACAGUGACGAUCAACGAAGAUCGGUUUUGUGUACAUUGUUUUAAAGAGUUUUUUUUUCCUUUUUUUUAAAUUCAGUUAAAUGUUAAGUGUGCGACAUGGAUGUCAAUCAAAUCAUGGCGGCAUGACGGAUGCUAGCCAAAUCAGGACGCUUUUGGAGAGUCCAGAGUCAAACUCAAGACAAAGAAGCUUCCAAAGACUGAUUUUGAAAGGCAUAAAAAAGACUUAACUCCAAAAAGACUUUGGAGUUAAGUCUUUUUUUUUUAAAUAAAAUAUCUUUACACAGUACCUGUAUCCUUGGC